UUUGCUCGCAUUGUGCCACCAUCACCACCACCACUCUCUUUUUCUCUCCUUUGAUCUUCAACCCAUUUUAACCUUAUAUAUCAACCAAUGUCCCUCCCUAUAACACAAGGGAAAACCCUCCCCGAUGCUUGGGACUAUAAGGGUCAUCCCGCCGAGAGGUCCACCACCGGUGGCUGGACCAGCGCCGCCAUGAUUCUAGGUGUGGAAGCAUGUGAGAGGUUAACAACUUUAGGUAUAGCUGUUAACUUAGUGACGUACUUAACGGAAACCAUGCAUUUAGGCAAUGCUACCUCGGCCACCACCGUCACCAACUUCCUCGGCACAUCUUUCAUGCUUUGUUUACUCGGUGGUUUCAUCGCCGAUACAUUCCUUGGAAGGUAUCUCACCAUCGGAAUCUUCGCCACCGUUCAAGCGACAGGUGUAACCGUCUUAACAAUCUCAACAAUAAUCCCAAGCCUAAGGCCACCAAAAUGCACAAGGGACAACGCCACAAUAUGUACCCCAGCAAGUGGCAUCCAACUCACUGUUCUCUACUUAGCCCUUUACCUUACAGCUCUUGGGACUGGAGGUCUAAAAUCGAGUGUUUCCGGGUUUGGGUCGGAUCAAUUUGAUGAUUCGGACCCCCAAGAAAAAUCCCAGAUGACCAACUUCUUCAAUUGGUUCUUUUUCUUCAUAAACAUAGGUUCACUUUGUUCAGUGACCAUUUUGGUUUACAUCCAAGACAAUUUAGGACGUGAAUGGGGAUAUGGCAUUUGUGCUUGUGCUAUUGUGAUAGGGUUAGUGGUGUUUCUAUCGGGUACAAAGAGGUACCGGUUUAAGAAACUGGUGGGGAGCCCAUUGACCCAAAUUGCUACAGUCUUCGUAGCUGCCUGGAAAAAGAAGCAUUUGGAGUUGCCAUUGGAUCCAUCGUUGCUUUUCAAUAUUGAUGAUGCAGCUGAGGGGUUGAAGAUGAAGAAGAAACAAAAAUUGCCCCACACCAAAGAGUUCCGUUUCUUGGAUAGGGCAGCUAUCAAGGACCCAUCUCUUAAUGAUCAGGCAAAUAAAUGGAACUUGGCUACAUUAACAGAUGUUGAAGAAGUGAAAUUGGUACUAAGGAUGUUACCUAUAUGGGCAACCACUGUUAUAUUUUGGACCGUAUAUGCCCAAAUGACAACAUUUUCAGUAUCACAAGCCACAACCAUGAACCGUCACAUAGGGAAAUUUCAAAUCCCACCAGCGUCACUCACUGUAUUCUUCGUCGGAAGCAUUCUCUUGACAGUUCCGAUUUACGACAGGCUCAUCGCUCCAAUCGCUAGAAAAUUACUUAAAAACCCACAAGGGUUAACCCCUUUACAAAGGAUCGCUGUUGGUUUAGUUUUAUCCAUUAUAGCAAUGGUAGCAGCAGCAUUGACCGAAAUAAAACGAUUGAGAGCAGCAACUACGAAUGGUCUUGCGAAUAAUCCAACCGCUCAAAUCCCAUUAAGUGUCUUUUGGUUGGUCCCUCAGUUUUUGCUUGUAGGGGCUGGUGAAGCCUUUACAUACAUAGGACAACUUGAUUUUUUCUUAAGGGAGUGCCCAAAAGGGAUGAAAACAAUGAGUACGGGUUUAUUUUUAAGUACACUUUCAUUAGGGUUUUUCGUUAGUUCAUUAUUGGUUACUAUAGUUCAUAAGGUGACCGGAAACAAGCAUCCAUGGCUGCCAGAUAAUUUGAACCAAGGGAGACUCUAUGAUUUCUAUUGGCUUUUAGCAAUUUUGAGUUGUUUGAAUUUGGCGAUUUACCUGGUUUUUGCUAAAUGGUAUGUGUAUAAGGAUAAGAGACUUGCUGAUGAAGGGAUUGAAUUGGAAGAAUCAGAAACUGCUUUCCAUUAAACGAAAGUAAUCUUCAUUUAAGAUUUUGUGUUUAUGUAACUUUGUAUAAUUAGUUGCCAAGUGCUUCGAACUUUAAAUAAGUUUGACCCUCCCUUUUUGAUGUACAAAAAGAAUAUGGGAAAGGAAGUAGCAAAAGUAGAAUUCCAAGCAAAAAUAAUAAGAGUUUCUUUCCUUUU
Gossypium raimondii (Peruvian cotton) is the source of this 2024-nucleotide messenger RNA. Its product is annotated as protein NRT1/ PTR FAMILY 6.3. The coding region runs from base 88 to 1848 and encodes 586 amino acids. Gene Ontology annotation, molecular function: nitrate transmembrane transporter activity. Gene Ontology annotation, cellular component: membrane. The transcript is spliced from 4 exons. The record is from RefSeq and is a predicted model, not a curated record. NCBI's taxonomy places the organism in Eukaryota, Viridiplantae, Streptophyta, Magnoliopsida, Malvales, Malvaceae. Gene Ontology annotation, biological process: response to nitrate; transmembrane transport; oligopeptide transport.